GUUUUUCAUUCUCUCAGUUUUUUCCACUCCGCUUUGUUCACUAACACGACGAUUUUCGCUACAAAGAGAGAAAUGGGAAAUAAAAUAAAUAAAAAAACGACAUAAAUUUCAUCACCGAACGGUUUCGUUCGUCUUCUCGCUAUUACUACGUACUGCAGGAUGUGUACUACGCUCGUGUUUAUGACAGUGCAAUCCAUAAUACGGGGGAUUUUUUCGAAUGCAUUACCUGAGGCACCGGCACCCCUUUAACUCAUCACUAUAAGCGUGAUGCAGUUCCUUAUGGAGAACCAAGUGAGAUCGAAGAUGGUACCGGCUCGUCGGAUACUUACAACCACCACUACUUAAUUGCUGAGCCAAAGUGGCGCUCGGACGCAGUGCUGCCAGUAUCCCUGCUGCCAGCACCCGAGGGUAUGUCGGCGAGAUCCCAGCACAGGAUUCGACAGUCCUCUACGGGACCGAACGAUGCUGGAAUGGAUCUACAGAUGGCACAACUGGGUGCAAAAGGUGGAGAGGAGGUUAGUUCCACCGCAACGCUAUCCUGGCUCGACUGGCAACUACCACUCUUCGUAGUACUUUGCGCCUUGGUUGGCGCCAUACUGUUCACUUUUGUGAUCCUGUUAUGGCUUCGAAAGCAAAUGUCGUGUGAAAAAGACACAGAAGAUGGAGACAGGCGAGGAUUGGUAGAAGAAGGCGCAGUUGGCCUACCAGAAAAGCCAGCUAAGGAAUUAAGAGACCCUGUUGAAGCUCAGUGGGUUUGUCAGCCAGUUAUGAAACCUCCUGUUGCUAUUCAACCGACUAGACCUGUUAAGCAGCCAGCUGCACUUCCAGAGGUAAUGACGUUAUCUGCGCCAGAACGAAGACCUGAACCAAUUCGCAUCAAGGCUAAAGGUCUCCUAGAACGCCGAGGUUCUAGUGCUAGUUUGACAAUAGAGUUGGCACCUGCACCGGAAAGCCCGCCAUCGAUGGUGACGCCAACCCGUGAAUGUACAGCUGAAGAAUUCUUAUUGAGUGCUGGAAAUGUUCUAUCACGUGCCCAGCUGUGUAAAGUACUAAAAGAACCUGCCUUGUUACACAAGGAAUUUUGGGAAGUGCCUCUAAAUCUACCACACAAGGUCGACGUCUGUGGUUCUGGUAUUAAAAAUCGAUAUUGCUCGGUCCUGCCAAAUCCACAGUCACGAGUUGUCCUCCCAGGAUCUGACGAUCCCCUCGCCAGUUAUAUUAACGCCAAUUAUAUUCGUGGCUAUGACUGCGAAGAUACUCGUUACAUCGCGACCCAAGGGCCAUUGUCGCAUACCAUCAGUGAUUUCUGGAGAAUGGUUUGGUCAGAAAGAGUUUCUACCAUUGUUAUGAUGACCAGAUUGCACGAGGCAACAAAGACCAAGUGCGACCCUUAUUUUCCGCUAGAGAAAAACGGCCGAAUGCAAGCUGGUACCUAUACCGUCGUCGUAAAUUCCGUUGAAUCUAAAGAUGGCUAUAUGGUCAGAGAAUUAGAGCUUGGAUACGAAGGAGAAAGAAGACACAUACAGCACUAUUGGUAUGACACGUGGCCAGAUCAUGCAGUACCUCAGGCUGCUGGCGCAUUGGUUGGCCUAGCUGCCGAAGUUAACUCGUUACCAGGCCCAGUUGUUGUACACUGCAGUGCCGGAAUUGGACGAACUGGAUGUUUUAUAGCUAUAGCCACAGGAAUGGCUCAAUUAUUGAGGGAUGGAAAUGUCGACGUACUCGGUAUUCUUUGCCAAAUGAGGUAUGACAGAGGUGGCAUGGUGCAAACUGCUGAGCAAUAUGAGUUUGUACACAGGGCAUUGUAUCUGUUUGAACAAACACUCGGUAAUUUGACGCCAACGUCGGGUGAUUGAAACAUUGUUAGCGCAAAGGUUCCUAAAGAAAAAUCAGGCUCGUUCGAUACUAGUUCGGAUGUUAGGCUUCUGACCUGCGCUACUACGGACUUUUCGCUACAAAAUCCAUCGUGGAUGUAACUGAGAAGUAUAAAGUCUAUAUCAAUCCAAGCUGCCAUCACCAAUACUGCCACGUCGAACUGUUUGACACCUAAUCUCAAAGGCGUAAAGCUCAAUGAAAAUCUAGGAUUCGGCGGAUAUGUGGGGAAUUUUUCGACGAAACUAUACCGAUUCAUGAUCCAAAUCAAAAUGAUGGAUAUUUUUUUGGUAAUAUCAUCAAUCGCCUGAGAUUAACGCGGCUGGAUAGCGCAAUGUUCGUUCGAAGGGAAUGACAUUUUUAACGUAUAUUACGGUGCUUUAUGAAAAUUUAUUUUUUAACAAGCAUUUUCACUAAUAUCAACUUUUCAUCCCCUUAGAAACGGAACAUUUUUACAUUACAAAUACAUUCCAAAAAGAGAUAAACAAAAUUUAUUCAGAUUCUGGCAAUUGUCAAAAAUAUUGUGACCAGAAAUUAAUUUCAUGCGAACCAAUCGAUAUAUUCUUCAUAUCAUUUUAACUUCACAAUUUUCAUGUUUAUUUUGCUUAUCUUUUUUACAAUACUUGCUCGUAUUUUUUUGUUUUUUUUUUUCGUUUUUCGUAUCAACCCUACUAGUUACGUUUGCGGCAACUAUUCAUUUCGCACGAAUGCUCGAAAUCUUGGAGAGUUUUUCAUACAGCUCCGGCAUGUAUAAUUAUACAUUUAGAACAAGAUCUGAAAUUUAGUAUUGAACUGGUGAACGACCAGGUAUUGUAUAGAGUUGACGUAGCUAUUCAAUUUAAAAACAAAAUUUUCUAAUAUCGUGAAGUAUUUUAUUUUAAACCGUACGAGCGGAUGAAAAUAAUAUUUAGCUCUGUGCGAAGUGAGAGAAUGCUUUGAACAAUUUGGGACCCACGACGAAUAUAUACUUACAUCCUGAUUCCAGUUCCUAAAUGUUUUUUUUUUUUUUUUUCUAGUAUUAAUUACUAACAUUUGUUAUAUUAUUUUAUUUUAUUUAUUGAUCAAGACUGAAUGCGAGUAGUACAAUGUGUUAUCAUGGAUUAUUACUACUGUUAUUAUUGUUACUUUAUUUUUUUGAAAAUUCUGUAUGCAAAUGAGAAUAUAUUGAAAAUUCCAUGUCAUAUAGAAUCAGAAAAAAAGGAAAACGAAAAGCUGUGCAGAAUAAACAAAGUGACGAAUAUGUUGGAUCCUUGUAAAAGAAAUCAAUGUCUAAAAUAUCAAUUAGAAAGAUAGAUAAAUAAUGUAGAAUGCCUACAAGAUAAAAAUUGGUGAUUAAUGAAUAUUUAGAUUAAACUUGAAGAUCCAUGACUGCGAGUAUCCGAAUAUUUGUAAAAUAUUUAACUGUGGAAUUAGUAUUUAUCUACUCGCAAGAAAAAAAAAACUUAAAUGCAAACUUCUUUCGUUAUUUGUUUCGAAAUUCGAGUUUAACAGGAACAGGAAAAAUAAGACAAUUUAAGUAUAACGUAAAUCAUGGUCAUUUUCGUGUAAUUUUUAUUAGCAUGAAUGAAUACACAGAUUAUAGAGAAUGAUUGGGAGAGAUUGUGAUAUAUUAAAUACCUGUAUAAUAAUGAUAAAUGAUUAUAUUUGCGAGAAAGGAAGAGAGAGAGAGAGGUAGUAUGUGUUUGUAUAAAUGAUCUAAAAGAGUAAAUUAUAAUAUUAAUAUACGGAUAUGUACAUAUAUAUUUAUAUAAAUAUGGGUAUUUGUAUACCUAAGUAUACACACAUAUAUAGAUAUAUACGUGUGCGAGCCUCAAAAAACCACUCUUACGAUUAGAGUAGCGGAAAAGAAUAAUAAUAACAACAUAAUAAUAAUAAUUUUAGUGCCCCCUCGGUGUUCAACUGUACUUAUGUGACGUAAAUAAAUGUUUAUAAUCUCCAAA
This is a messenger RNA of Neodiprion virginianus, 3812 nucleotides long. Its product is annotated as tyrosine-protein phosphatase non-receptor type 7-like. Gene Ontology annotation, molecular function: protein tyrosine phosphatase activity. Bases 411 to 1856 code for a protein of 481 amino acids. Gene Ontology annotation, biological process: protein dephosphorylation. NCBI's taxonomy places the organism in Eukaryota, Metazoa, Arthropoda, Insecta, Hymenoptera, Diprionidae. The record is from RefSeq and is a predicted model, not a curated record. The transcript has 8 exons.